Molecule: messenger RNA, 2988 nt
Organism: Diabrotica balteata
Lineage: Eukaryota; Metazoa; Arthropoda; Insecta; Coleoptera; Chrysomelidae
Source: the annotation of a GenBank genome assembly
AUGAAAAGCUCUGCCAAGAGUCCGAGCGUUGAAAAGAAAAGCAAAGAGGAAGCUCCAGAACCGGUUUUAUGUGAAAAAAAUGAAUUUCCAUCUACCUCUACAUCAUCAACAAUUAAUAAGGAUUGUCAUAAAAUGCCAAGCUCCGACUUUAAAGGCAAGAUUACUAGCAGUACCGGUACAAAUAAAACUGACAUUUCCAACUAUAUUGGAAAACAACCUGAUGAUCAUACCAUAUCUAAAUUUCUGGGAUCAGACAGUAAAGAUGGUGACUUAGAAUCCCAUGGGAGUGCCGAGUACCACAAGGAAGCGGUUAUGAAGGGUCUCAACUUUUUGAAGUCAUACCACAAUCCUUCCCUUGAAGUAACAAAUCAGAUUUCUUCGUAUAGACUUCAAAAAGUACAAGAAAACAGACAAAGACUAUCCCCUAUAAUUGAAUCAAUUAUCUUUCUUGGAAGGCAAAAUAUUCCCCUUCGCGGUCAUAGGGAUCAUGGUAAAAUUAAUUUAGACACCAGUGCAAUUUCCAACGAGGGAAAUUUUCGAGAACUUCUUAGAUUUCGGGUUCAAUCUGGAGAUAAGGUAUUGGAAGACGAUCUAAGAACAGCAUCGUCAAGAGCUACGUACAUCAGUAAAAAAACCCAAAAUGAUCUUAUUUUUCUUUGUGGUCAAGAAAUUCUAGAAGUUAUCAAGAGGAGAAUUCACGAUGCACCAUACUACAGCAUCAUGUUCGACGAAACAACAGAUAUGUCACAUACAUCUCAAAUGGCAUUGACUCUGCGAUAUGUGAACAAAGGAAAAGUAAGAGAAGAUUUUGUUAAAUUUAUUGAUGUAAGGGCUUCUCUAAUAGAAGAAAGCAAUACAGAAACCGUAGAUGAAGAACCAGAGAUAUAUGAAGAAAUGAAUAAAAACAUUGACCCAAUGAUGGAGGAAAUUGUUUUAUCAGGGGAAACAUUGGGUAGACUGGUGCUAAAAACAAUGAAAGAGCUGUCAUUAGACAUAAAAAAGUGUGUCGGAAUAUGCACGGAUGGUUGUAGUGUAAUGAUAUCAGAAUCUAAAGAUGCUGUGCAAGAAAUCAAACAGGAAGCCAAAUUUGCCGUUAAAGCUCCUUGUUUCAAUCACAGUUUAAAUCUAUCACUGUCCAAAUCAUCUCAAGUUCAGGCUUUUAGAAAUGCAACGGGUACCAUACAACAAACAGUUUCGUUCUUCACGUCUUCCUCAAAGAGAAAUCAAGUUUUGAAACACUAUGUAGGUGGCAAGCUACCUGGAUUGUGUGAAACACGUUGGGUGGAAAGGCAAACAUCGUUUUUACAAUUCAGACUUAAGUUCUCUGAAAUCAUUCAAGCCCUGGAAUCAGUAGCUUCAUGGCAAGAUUUAAAAGCUGCAUCCAAGGCGAGAACCUUGAUUUGUGCCUUACUGAACAGUACUUUCCUUAUCACUGUAGUGUGUAUGUGCAACAUAUUUUCACUUACACUGCCUUUUAGCAAGCUACUUCAAAAACCUGAUAUUGACUUGAAAUGUGCAUUGAAACAUUUUACGGACAUGACCAAAGCACUUGCCAAUCAACGGAACACAGCGAUUGUUUGCUUUAAAGAUUUGUUCCAAGAAGCAAAGGACAUCGCCGAGAAGACAAAUUUUGAUAUUAGUAUUCCAAGAAUAUCACAAGUGCAGAAGAAUCGAGCCAACCACGCAAUUAAAGACCCAGAGACAUACUUUAGAGUAUCAGUGUUGCUUCGCAUUCUAAACUCUGUAAUAGAAGACACAAAGUCUCGUUUUCCUGAAGAAACAUUGGAGUUGUACAAUCUUCACGUAUGCAUGCCUGAAUACCUGAUAACCAACUCUGUUCAAGACAUGUUUAAAAAAACUGAGUGUUUAGUAGGAGGAAGAAAACCUCCUCCUAUUUGUAUGCCUUUACCAGGCGGCAUUUCAAAAUUCUGUGGUAGGGUUUAUAACAUCGGUCGCCAAGGAGAGGAAUUCAAUGCUUGCUUAGGCCUGGAACUUCGAGCCCUUAAUGAUAUCGAAGCAGCAAUAAGAGUUUCUUGCUUUCGAUUUGGACCAAAUGGUUUAAGGUUGGAACCACCUCAACCAUUACCUCCAGUUGAUAAUGAGAAUGAUGACGAUGAUGACGACGAUGAUGAUGACGAUGAUGAUGAUGAUGACGAUGACGAUGAUGACUUUGGAUUUGACGGAGAUGACGAUGAUGACAGUGAUGGUGAUUCAAUAGAUUACAGUGUUUUUGAUGAUGAUUUUAUUGGUGAAUACUUCCAAGGGGAAGAUGAUUCAUCAAGUUCCAGUAAUAAAAAUAAAGGUUCCACCACCACUCAAAAACCUUUAAGGAGGAAUACAAGAAAACCUAUACAUAAACCUAUUGAAAAAAAACCGAUACGAAGAAAAACAAAACCUCAGCUACAACAAACCGUCACAACACCCAAAAGUGGAAUUACGAAAAAACCUGUAGGACCCGUUAAAAAAGUCACAAAAAUCCCACAUCAUAGAAGAACAACCAAACCUGUUACGGAAUCUUCUAAACCGAUUACUAAAGCACCGAUGCCACAAAACCAACCCUCUACAGAACGUCAACCAGUAAUUAUUACCGAAACAAAUGUAAAUGUUUCUGUAAAUCCGAUUAUAUCUACCAGUCUACCACCUGAUACUCCUAUUUCAACGACAGAAGAACAAAAAACUGAAGCUACUAGUCCAAAAAUAAGAAUUGACAUUACUGAUUAUAAUAAAAUGACCCAGAUAGUUGUUCCAGUUACUAAAGUUGAGCAAUUUUCUUCGGAAGAAACUGAAGAUCCUAUUGCUGAUAUGGUCCAAGAUGCUAUAGAAGAUGAAAUAUCUGACUCAACAGAAAAUACAACCACUCAAACGAAGAAAGUUACGAUUAACUCGUCACCACAAACUAAAGAGUCAACAGAAGUAUUUGAUGAAGUUGUAGAUGGUGUUGUUGACACUUUUGCAGGAGAAGAAUCGGAAGAAGCAAGACUUUCCUAA